Molecule: messenger RNA, 2012 nt
Organism: Cannabis sativa
Lineage: Eukaryota; Viridiplantae; Streptophyta; Magnoliopsida; Rosales; Cannabaceae
Product: glycerol-3-phosphate dehydrogenase [NAD(+)] GPDHC1, cytosolic
Exons: 6
Coding region: 307-1710 (467 amino acids)
Biological process (GO): carbohydrate metabolic process; glycerol-3-phosphate catabolic process
Cellular component (GO): cytosol; glycerol-3-phosphate dehydrogenase (FAD) complex
Molecular function (GO): NAD binding; glycerol-3-phosphate dehydrogenase [NAD(P)+] activity
Source: RefSeq, a predicted model, not a curated record
AUCAAUACCUAUUAUUAUUCUUCUUCUUCUUCCUUACUAGCUACAUUUCAUUUCCCUUUUUUUAAAUAAAAAACAAAUAAAUAAAAAUAUUAAUUUUUGCUGAGCUUCAAAUGACUUUUUCGGUGCCUCUUUAAAUUUUGGUCACAAAAUCACAAUGCAUUGCUCUUAAUUUUAACAAGCUGUUAUUAGCUUUUGGUGGUUAGGAAAAUGGGAUUGUACAAUUUCUCAAUUUAAAAAGCAAAUGGCUUUGAAGUUUUCAUAUUCAUACACAAAAAAAGAAACAAAGAGGUUUUGAUCUUGAUAAAGAUGGUGGGAAGUGUUGAAACAAGGAAAAGUUAUGUUUACUCAAAUGGGGUUUCUAUUCAGAAGAAUCAGAACAUUUGUAAUUUGGAAGAGAAACUUGAUGAACUAAGAACCAUUUUAAACAAGGCUGAUGGUGAUCCCAUUAGGAUUGUUGGUGUUGGGGCUGGGGCUUGGGGGAGUGUUUUUGCUGCUUUGAUGCAAGAUAGCUAUGGUCAAUUUCGGGAUAAGGUUCAGAUUAGGAUAUGGAGAAGAGCAGGGAGAGCUGUUGAUAGAGCAACAGCUGAACACCUUUUCGAGGUGAUCAACUCGAGGGAAGAUGUUCUUAGGAGGUUAAUUCGUCGUUGUGCUUACCUAAAAUACGUCGAGGCUAGGCUCGGGGAUCGAACUCUUUAUGCAGAUGAGAUUUUGAAAGAUGGAUUUUGCUUGAACAUGAUUGAAACACCACUUUGUCCUUUGAAAGUUGUGACUAACUUGCAGGAGGCUGUUUGGGAUGCUGACAUUGUUGUGAAUGGCUUGCCUUCAACCGAAACGAAGGAAGUUUUUGAAGAGAUUAGUAAGUAUUGGAAGGAGAGGAUUACAGUUCCUAUCAUUAUCUCUUUGGCUAAAGGGAUUGAAGCUAAAGUUGAACCUGUUCCACAUCUAAUAACUCCCACGCAAAUGAUUAAAUGCGCAACUGGAGUACCUAUAGAGAACAUUCUAUAUCUAGGAGGACCGAACAUUGCAUCAGAAAUCUACAACAAAGAAUAUGCUAAUGCUCGAAUAUGUGGAUCCGAAAAGUGGAGAAAACCUCUGGCGAAAUUCCUAAGACAACCUCAUUUUAUUGUUUGGGACAACAGUGAUCUUGUCACACAUGAGGUGAUGGGUGGCUUGAAAAAUGUCUAUGCCAUUGGAGCAGGAAUGGUAGCAGCCCUCACAAAGGAGAGUGCUACCAGCAAAUCGGUAUAUUUUGCUCAUUGUACUUCGGAGAUGAUUUUUAUUACUCAUUUGUUGGCGGAAGAACCCGAGAAACUUGCAGGGCCUUUGCUUGCUGACACUUAUGUUACCUUACUAAAAGGUCGUAACGCUUGGUAUGGACAAAUGAUUGCCAAGGGCGAACUAAGCCGAGAUAUGGGCGACAGUAUCAGUGGAAAAGGAAUGAUUCAGGGGGUCUCUGCAGUGGGAGCUUUUUAUGAACUUCUUAGUCAAUCGAGCCUGAACAUGUUGCAUCCCGAAGAGAAGAAGCAUGUUGCUCCUGUAGAGCUAUGCCCCAUUUUGAAGAUGCUUUACAGAAUUUUGAUAACAGGUGAACAAUCGCCGCAAGCCAUUCUUGAAGCCUUAAGAGAUGAAACCUUGAACGAUCCGAGGGAACGAAUUGAGAUUGCACAAAGCCAUGUGUUCUACAGGCCAUCACUUCUUGGACAACCUUGACUAGUUUUAGUAACAUAUAUUUAUUUUUAUUAUAUUUAUAUAUAAAGCUAUAUAGAAGUAUGUAUACUUAAAUUAAAUGAUUGAAGAGAAAUGUAGGGGUUUCCUCAAGUCAAGUGUAGUGUGUACUUUCAAUAAUUUGAAAUAUAAGUUGAUGAGAUUGAUCUCCAAUUGAAAUGAACUUUCAUGCUAGUUCUGGUCAUUAAUGUUGGGAUUGGGAACAAUUGAGUUCAAGAAUUAUGUAACUAUAGUUGUGAACUUCCCAAAACAAGGUUUGACUAAUUGUGAUGUUCAUUGAUUGAAAA